AUGGCAUUGUUCGGAAAAUACACGGCCUUCGUUUUAUUGUUGACUGUUGUUGCUUAUUUUUCGAUCGCAGUUGUAUGUGAAUUGACCGCAGUCAUUGAAACGGAUAGAGGACCUGUUGUGGGGGAAAUCUUGCGGACAGUGAUGAAUUCAGUUCCUUACGGUUCAUUCAGGGGAAUUCCGUAUGCUAGACCACCGAUCAAUGAUCUUCGAUUUCAGCCUCCUGAAGAGGCUGAACCAUGGGUACAUGUUCUCGAAGCAACAGCAGAAGGUAACCAAUGCCCACAGAUGGAUUUUAUCAAAGAUACCUUCAGUGGUAAUGAGGACUGCCUGUACUUGAACGUCUACACGCCUAAGGUAAAUUAUGAUGAAACCUCGUCAAGCGAUCUACUACCGGUGAUGGUAUGGAUCCACGGUGGAAAGUUCGCGACAGGAUAUGCUAAUGCUUCAUACUAUGGUCCUGAUUUUAUUCUCGAAGAGAAUGUCGUCAUGGUGGCUGCCAAUUUUCGUCUGGAUAUAUUAGGUUUCCUGGCACUGAAUAUUCCCGAAGCAUCUGAAAAUCUCCAACUGAAGGAUCAAGUUCUGGUGCUCAAGUGGGUUCAACGGAAUAUUCAAAAAUUCGGAGGUGAUCCGAACAGGGUGACGAUAUUCGGCUGCAGCUCUGGUGGUGUUGAUGUUGAUCUCCACAUGAUUUCAGACGCUUCGAGAGGAUUAUUCCACGGAGCUAUAGCAAUGAGUUCUGCUCCCUGGAGUGCCUGGACCUUCUUGACACGAAAUCAAAGUGAGACUCGUGCCUUUCAUCUCGGGAAAGUCCUAGGAAUUGAUACGGAGGAUAAAACUACGCUCUAUCGUGAAUUAAUGAAAAAAACGCCUGAGGACUUGGUGACUGGAGGCGAAAAAUUGUUACCGAAUUUGAUACAUGCAGAUCGCAAGUUCAAACCAAUAAUCGAAGAUGCUAGAGUGGCUGGUGUAGACGCCUUCUUAACGGAAUGUCCCAUCAAGAAAUAUAAAGCUGGAAGUUUUGCUCAAGUCCCCUUCAUGAGUGGUUUCAUGCGGGAUGAAAUGCUUUCUUUCACUACUAGUACGCAAAAUUUACAUUGGUACGUAGAACUUGCUCUCAAGCAGUUCGCGGGCUGCCAUCAUCCAGUGCAGGAGAAACUAACGCAUCUCUAUGAUGAAUUGUCAAAGGUCUUGCACAAGCAUAUAUCAGAAUUGCCCGUUGAAUUGGUAACGCAAGCCAUAAAUCAUAUCACGAAUACGCUCUAUAGGCCUGUAAUCGACCAAAAAGUAAAGUUGGUGGCUGAAAUGUCUUCAGCCCCGGCUUACUAUUAUCAGAAUUCUUAUAAUGCUGAGGAAUAUUCAUACCAUCGAUUACAAGCGCGCAUUAUCCCAAGCUUGACUGGCGCCGGGCAUGGAGAUGACUUAUUCACAAUUUUUCAUGUAUCCAUAUUCGAUCUACCACUGGAUGCUGACCAUCCUUUUUCAAAAGCAAGAAAGCGAAUGGUUCGGAUGAUCACAAACUUCGCCAAAUAUGGAAAUCCCACCCCUGAUGGAACAUCAGAUCCUGUAUUGAAUAUCACGUGGCCAAGGGCUCCUGGAAAAUAUAUGGAGAUCAACGACCAGUUGACAAUUGGCGAUAGUCCGCUCAACGAAGAUGCCAAAUCAAUUCAGAAAGAUUUGUCUGGUUUAGUUUGGGAUGAGUUCAACGGUUGUGAUCAAUCGCAGUCGCGAUGAAGAACAGCAGAUCGAGGAAACUCUUAUAUGCAACAAAAAUGUGUUUGACGCCCAUCUGAAUUUCAGAUGUCAAACGGAAAACAGAUGUCUGAAUCAUCAUUGUGUUUGAAACAGACCUUAACAGUUUUCUCUUUAAAAAAAUUUCAGAAGUUUAUUUGUAGGUACCAUUUAUUAUGUUAAAUCUUACAUUUACUACCUAAUAUGAAUAUUUAAUCGCAAUGCGUUCGAUAUUUCCAUACUAUUUAUAAGUCUUGUAAUUGGCCUCAGCCGUCUUGACUUGA
Molecule: messenger RNA, 2012 nt
Organism: Diachasma alloeum
Lineage: Eukaryota; Metazoa; Arthropoda; Insecta; Hymenoptera; Braconidae
Product: acetylcholinesterase
Exons: 10
Coding region: 1-1731 (576 amino acids)
Source: RefSeq, a predicted model, not a curated record